AUGGACGCUCAAGCCUAUCUUAUGCGGCACGGCUGGUCCGGCCCCGGUAACCCAUUGAACCCAAACCAACGUCCUGGCCCUCACGGUGGCCUCGGCCUGACGAGGCCGAUUCUCGUUGCGCGCAAGCAGAACAAUCACGGUGUUGGAAAAAAGACCACCAAGGACCCUACAAACCAGUGGUGGCUCCGUGGAUUCGAAGAUGCCCUGAAAGGAGUGGGCGACGACAGUUAUGAAGCCACAUCCGCGCGAUCGAAUAACGCCUUGACAAGCGAGUUGUAUCGACACUUCGUGCGGGGAUCAGGUCUAGCCGGAACAAUCAAUGAAAAGAAAACGACCGAGGCCAAAAUCGCGGAGCCAAACGAAAAAUCCAAGUCGAAGUCCAAGCGAAAGCGCGAGUCUGACGAGGACGACUCCGACCGCCGCGCGAGAAAGGAAGAGAAAGCUGCGCGCAAAGAGGAAAAGCGCAAGCGACGGAAGGUUGAUGGGGAUACGAUAGAGUCGAGCGAGACAUCUGGAUCGGAGAAGCGGAAGGAGAGCAAAGAGGAGCGUCGGGCUAGACGCAAGGCCAAAAAGGAAGCGAGGGCGAUUCGCAAGGAAUUGAAGAAAUCCAAGAAGCUCAAACGAUCGGCUCCCGAAGAAGAUUAUCCGACACCUCUAUCUACAGCAGACACCACAGAAACAGACGAAGCGCCUUCAAAAUCACAAAAGAAAGAGGAAAAGCGGGAGCGAAAGGAGUCCAAGAAAGAAGGUCGGGAUUCUGACUCGAAAAAGGAGAAGAAGGACAAGAAGGACAAGAAAGAAAAGAGAGAAAAGAAGUCGUCAACUACAGCUUGA
Penicillium manginii is the source of this 834-nucleotide messenger RNA. RefSeq lists its product as uncharacterized. Bases 1 to 834 code for a protein of 277 amino acids. Lineage: Eukaryota; Fungi; Ascomycota; Eurotiomycetes; Eurotiales; Aspergillaceae. The transcript has a single exon. The record is from RefSeq and is a predicted model, not a curated record.